UGUUACGUCACACCUUUUAUGGAAGUUCAAACCUGUUCCAGAUCAUAUUAUGGAUCAUAAAUGUUCAUUCGCGUACUGAAGUGCGCCAUCUUGGCUAAAGCAAAAAGUAUUUGAGAUUGACGCUUAGUCAUGUUAUGUUCGUUCAGGAUAAAAUUAUAAUUUCCAGAUGUACAUGAAUACGUCUUAGGUCAGAAAUUCCCGCCAGUUGACGAAAGCAACUUGUUUGGCUAAAGAACAACAGGGGAGCUAACCUUAGCUUUUCUGCCACAAGUUAAUAUUACUGAAUAUUUCUUUGUCUUGUGAGUUGGCGAAAAAUUCGAGUAAGCGAACAGCUUUCAGUUCAUUUAGAAAGCUUAACAUAAGCUAGCUAACUUAGUUAAGGUUGGCUAAAGGCUAACUGAUCCAGGAAAAUAGGGAUACUAUAGUGAAAAUGAAAGCUGCUGAGGAUCAGGUUGUUGAAGAUGACGCUAGUUUCCAUGAUGAUGAGGAAUCCUUCUUCCAAGACAUUGACCUCCUGCAGAAGCAUGGCAUUAAUAUGGCAGACAUCAAAAAGAUGAAGUCAGUGGGUAUCUGCACUGUGAAAGGGAUUCAGAUGACUACACGCAAAGCAUUAUGCAAUAUCAAGGGCCUGUCAGAAGCAAAAGUGGAAAAAAUCAAGGAAGCUGCAGGGAAAAUACUGAAUGUCGGUUUCCAGACAGCCUUUGAGUACAGUGCGAAGAGGAAGCAAGUGUUUCACAUCACAACUGGGAGCCAGGAGUUUGACAAACUGUUGGGUGGAGGUAUAGAGAGCAUGGCUAUCACAGAGGCCUUUGGAGAGUUCCGCACAGGGAAAACCCAGCUGUCUCACACACUUUGUGUCACUGCUCAACUGCCAGGCGAGGAUGGAUACUCAGGCGGGAAAGUUAUCUUCAUUGACACAGAGCACACCUUUCGUCCAGACAGACUGAGAGACAUCGCUGACAGGUUUAAUGUGGACCAUGAUGCUGUGCUGGACAACGUGCUUUACGCACGGGCCUAUACCAGUGAACACCAGAUGGAGCUGUUGGACUUUGUAGCAGCUAAAUUCCAUGAGGAAGGAGGAGUCUUCAAAUUGUUGAUCAUCGACUCCAUCAUGGCUCUGUUCAGAGUGGACUUCUCUGGUCGAGGAGAGCUGGCUGAGCGGCAGCAGAAACUGGCCCAAAUGCUCUCCAGGCUGCAAAAGAUCUCUGAAGAGUACAAUGUAGCUGUGUUCAUCACCAAUCAAAUGACAGCUGAUCCCGGUGCGGGAAUGACGUUUCAGGCUGAUCCUAAGAAGCCCAUAGGGGGGCACAUCCUAGCCCACGCCUCCACCACGCGCAUCAGCUUGAGGAAGGGGCGUGGUGAGAUGAGAAUUGCUAAGAUAUUUGACAGUCCUGACAUGCCUGAAAAUGAGGCCACUUUUGCCAUCUCUGGAGGAGGAGUCACUGAUGCCAAAGAGUGAAAGAUGGAAAGAAGAGAGAGAUGUUAGCACAGUUUCCUGUUCCAGUCAGUUUAAAAGUAUUUGUAAUGGAUGCAAUUGUUUAUUACUAUAACUUUGCAUAACGUCUAGUGGUUAUGCUGACAAUUUUUGCACCAUUUGAUGUAUUUAUUCUAUUUCUAUGUGACUGUGGUAUUUUCUGGUUCUGAGACUUUAAAAUAAACAAAAAUAAAACAGCUUGUUGUCUCUUGUGUAUAGUUUAAUCUGGUGACACUGAGCUAGCUCAGUUUUUAAAUUGCAAGGAUGAUGUAUUUUUGUAGGCCAGCCCAGAAGGUAACAUCACCCUGGUUCCCUCACAAAAAGCCAAUGGGAUUUCUCCAGAUGCUAAUAAGUUCAGGGUCAAACAGUGGAGUGAUUAAUAAAAUUUAACGGGAUGGAGAUGUAGUAGGUCAAAGACACCAGAAGAUGGCAGUAAUGCAACGUGUUGGAUGCUAACUGCCAAUAAACGCCAAAGAACAAGAGGAGGAAGACGUAGCACUACUGGCCUCUAGCGGGGUUUGCAAGACGUGCAGCAGCUGUAGACUCCUUCUCGUCGGCUACAGGAUCCAUAUGCUUGCCAAAGCGAGGCUUAACAAAGCGAUGGGAACUUCACCAAACGUGCUGCUAAGAGUCUAAAA
Molecule: messenger RNA, 2112 nt
Organism: Monopterus albus (swamp eel)
Lineage: Eukaryota; Metazoa; Chordata; Actinopteri; Synbranchiformes; Synbranchidae
Gene: dmc1
Product: DNA meiotic recombinase 1
Exons: 13
Coding region: 431-1459 (342 amino acids)
Biological process (GO): DNA recombinase assembly; reciprocal meiotic recombination; mitotic recombination
Cellular component (GO): nucleus; condensed nuclear chromosome
Molecular function (GO): ATP hydrolysis activity; double-stranded DNA binding; ATP-dependent DNA damage sensor activity
Source: RefSeq, a predicted model, not a curated record